UCUCUCCUUGUGACUCCUCUCUCCACGAUACCGAGGACAAGAAAUGGUUAACUUUAACCCCUUUCAUAUUUAUAAAAUGGAUGUUAUUUCUCUGGUCGAGAGAGCCAGCUCCAGGUCCGAAAGCAGGCCCGUGGUUCGCGUGGUUCGCCACAGCGUUGUUUAUCUGGCGUUGCAGACGAAGCGUGGCGAAAGCGAUCUUAGCCGUGUCGCCGUUUAGGUUGUUAAAGAAACGCCACGGUCUACGUUUCGCCACGUCGAGGGCCUCGUCGACGGUCACCCUGAAGCAACAUCCACGACUGAAGCUAGGAAAUUCGAUAUUACAACGAAAGCACAAACACACAAGUAUCAAGACGAAGGCGAAACGAUUGUGCACCGGUGACGGGCCACACGUGACCAACUCGACCUCUGCGAUGCAGCAAAUUCAUUAUAGAAUGACCAGAAGCGGCAAGAUAUACGGGAAAUAUCCGAACAAGGUCGCGAUGCCGGCGAACUGCAACCAAGGAAGCCUCUGA
Molecule: messenger RNA, 512 nt
Organism: Osmia bicornis bicornis
Lineage: Eukaryota; Metazoa; Arthropoda; Insecta; Hymenoptera; Megachilidae
Exons: 2
Coding region: 81-512 (143 amino acids)
Source: RefSeq, a predicted model, not a curated record